Messenger RNA from Penicillium expansum, 2298 nucleotides. The record is from RefSeq and is a predicted model, not a curated record. NCBI's taxonomy places the organism in Eukaryota, Fungi, Ascomycota, Eurotiomycetes, Eurotiales, Aspergillaceae.
AUGACCACUAGUAGUGCAGCAGCCUCACGCUUCAAACCCGGUGACUGGAUGACGCUUCUCUCGGAGGGCAUGCAUGCCACUAAGCUCCGCAUCGAUCUCUGUCUUGCCGUGCAUAUCCCUGACUCCAUGUCUUUCGAAGAAGCUGCCGCCCUACCUAUGGUCCAUCCCACCGUCUACCACGCGCUUGUCAAUGUUGCCAAACUGCGCCCCGGCCAAUCGGUCGUCGUCCAGGCUGCCGUUGCUAGUCGAAUAAGCGCCCUCCUGAUGGAGAAGUAUAACGUGCUAGAAGCGCAUAUCUUCCACUCCUGCGACACUAGCUUUUGCAAACCUAUCAAGCGGAUUAUGGUUGGCCACGACCUUGACUGUGUGCUCAACUCGAGUGAGGAUUCGCUGGUGGUCACCCACCCAACUACUAACUCACCGGCGUGUGGCUUAAGUACGGCUGAGCGGACGGGAAGCCCUGUUUUCCACACCCUAUGGUCUGAGAAUGAACGCAGGAACCGGGUGACAAUCCUCCGAGAAGACCGCACAGGCCAGGGAGGCGAGAUAACGUGGACUCUUCAAGGUGGAACAACAAUCCCCCGAAAGUCAAUUGGAGAAUUUAUCACGGUAAACAAGUCAAAAGUUCAGUCGUAUCUCAUCUACUGUACUUACCUACCCCAACGAGAAGUUGAAGUGAACCGUGGAGCCAUUCCCCUACAAGAAACCCAGGGGUUCCAAUCAACCAUGAAGAACUUCAUCGGAGCCACGCUGGUGACAGCUGCUGUUACAGCUACCGCGAGUAGAACCUCUGCGCCUGCGCCGGGCCCAACGGGAUCUAGCUAUGCAUCUGGUUUUGACAUGACCGCGAGCUGGGCCAAUCUCAGCCCCUACAAGGACGCAGAUAGCUUCGGCCUUCCUAGUGGUGUGCCGCAGGGGUGUGAACUGUCCCAGGUACAUGUUCUACAUCGCCAUGCGCAGCGAUUCCCCACGGAUUACCCGUUGGACGGCGAGGGAAUGACCGACUUCGCAGCCAAGUUGACCAAUUACAGCAAGGCCCACCCAAACAAGACCGUGGCACUCGGUCCUUUGAAGUUCCUGAACAACUGGGACUAUGUUAUUGGCCAGGACAUUCUUAUGGAGAAUGGUGCUGCUACUGAGGCUACAUCCGGUGCCAACUUUUGGAUCAAGUACGGAAGACUGUUGUACCGUGCUGGACGUGAGAAUGCGGCUGCUUGGAGCUCAUCUCUUAACGUCUACGCCAAUGGCACAGACCGCCCGACUCCGGUGUUUCGCACUACCUCCCAGGCACGUAUUUUGGAAAGCGCACGUUGGUGGCUCAGCGGCUUCUUUGGCAAUAGUGGAGCCAACAGCUCUUACGACCAGUAUAAUCUCGUCGUGAUUCCCGAGCAGGCUGAUUUCAACAACACUCUUGCCUCCUAUGAAACGUGCACGUUUGAUUAUUCCGAGGGUGACAACGCUGCUGAGGUCUUCAUUUCUCGAUACACAAAGCAUGCUCGCACCCGUCUGUCCGCUUACUUCCCUCGAGACUUCAACCUGACCAGCAUGGAUGUGCUCGCCAUGCAGAACCUCUGUGUAUACGAGUCCACCAGCCUCGGUGGCUCGUCGUUCUGCUCUCUGUUCACCGAACAAGAAUGGAAGGACUUUGAAUACAACGUCGACGUACAGUACUAUGGAGACUACGCCUACGGCUCGCCCAGUGGUCGCGCCCAGGGCAUCGGCUACGUUCUAGAGCUCGCCGCUCGCCUCGAGGAAAAGCUCAUCAACUCAAGCGACACAAGCAUCAACUACACUUACACCAAUAACGAAGCCCAGUUUCCAUUUGGCCAGCCCUUCUACAUGGACAUGUCUCACGAUGAUAUCAUCUUGUCUGUGAUCAACGCCCUCGGGUUUGACUACUUCAAGUAUGGUCCCAAGGGUUUGCCCGUUCACAUUGACCAUGCGCCGGAACGCAAUUUCUCCCUCAGCCAGAUGACACCCUUUGGUGCCCGAUUCAUCUCUGAAAUCUGGACUUGCCCUCGUGACGUGUCAUUCGAUGAUUUGGAUCCUGUUCUCUACGCCAACCCUACCAUCAUGUCGACCACCAACACCACGAAGUACAUUCGUUUUGUGCUCAACAAUUCUCCUGUCCCACAAGAUGGACUUAUCGGUUGUGAGGAUUCCAGCAAUGGUUUCUGUCACCUCGAUAAGUUCUUGAGUGGCAUCCCCACUCUCAAGGACAAGGCGCAGUUCCAGAAGGCAUGUUUCGGUAACUAUACCACCGGUAGCCAGGUCGGGGAUGGUGCUCCUGAGUCUUAG